Molecule: messenger RNA, 2109 nt
Organism: Selaginella moellendorffii
Lineage: Eukaryota; Viridiplantae; Streptophyta; Lycopodiopsida; Selaginellales; Selaginellaceae
Exons: 4
Coding region: 24-2033 (669 amino acids)
Source: RefSeq, a predicted model, not a curated record
UUUAGGGUUUAAGCCCUCUGGCGAUGGAGGAAUGGUGGGCGCGGGCGCUCCUUGGAGGGCGUGAGUCUUACGCGGCCGGGAAUUUUCUGGAGCUACCGGAAGCAGGAGUUUACAGGUAUUCUUUGCACAGGAGUAUUGAGACGCUCUAUGUGCGGAAGGUGUUCGAUGCCCUCUACAAGGAUAUCGUCGCAACUCUGGCGAUCGAGGACUGCUCCCUGUGCCACUUGAAUGGCAACUCCGGUGUUGGCAAAUCGGCCUUCUUGUGGUACAUCAUCAUCAGGACGGGCAUCGACAAGCGGGGCUCGCGCAUCCUGUACGAAUCGGAGACCUACAUUUGGGACUUCAAUGGCUCCUCUCUCAGGGUCAUCGACAAGAAAGACUACCCUCUUGAACAAAUCGAGUCGACCGAGGUCGACUACCACCUGAUCGAUCAGAAGAUCGCACCUGGCAGGACGCUUGGAGUUCGAGCUGUGGUUGCGGCCUCUCCAGAAGAGGGCAACACAAAGACCGCGAGGAAGCUGCGCAUGACUUACACUAGAUACCUCCCGGUUUGGGACAAGCAAGAGUUCGACGCUCUUGUGCAAAGCUGGAAAAGGAGAGCCGAUUUGAUGCCUCGGCCGGAUGGGAAGCUGUCGGUGAAAGCGGAGCUCAUAUACCGAAGAGUAGAUGCUGCCGACUUAGCAUACGAAUGGUUUGGAGGCGUUCCUCGGUUUCUGUGGGAUCGCGAAGCUGAAAACCUCACCGAGGAGGAUUUUUCUUCCGACGUUUGCAAGUGCCUUGCCAACACGAAGCUCAAGAAUGUGGAAGCCAUCCUGCAAAACUCCGCAACCACGCAGAACGUGUCGUGGAGGCUAUUUCACUUCGCGUUGAAGCCCGGAUCCUUCAGACGCUUCUACUACACAUUCUGCUCGGAUAAGGUGGCCAACAUGUAUGCGCAGUACCUGUGUACUAGGAACGUGGAUAAGAUCAGAAGCUUUCUCGAGGCCACUCAGCCGUUCAAGGAAUACGCAAGCUUGCGGGGUUUCGUCUUCGAGCAGUAUGCAAUUGGCCAGGCUUUGCAGCACAACCUUAUGGCCUUGCCGAUGAUUGAUUCCGCCUGCUGUGGAGCUUGCCACCAGAAGAACGAGCGCGGGAAAGCUCAGAGGAUCCAAUGCGGGGUUUGUCUAAGCUGGUAUCAUACCAAGUGCGUACGGGUGGACGUUAUAUAUACCCCAAAGUUUCGCUGUGGACGCUGCCAGGGUGCUCCCGGGGUAGAAUCUGUAUCCCCUGGCGGUCUCUUACUGCGUUACUAUGAAGGAGAUCUCGAAGAUGCGUUACUUGCGGCUGGUAUGGAUGCUGCCAAGUACCUGUGGAGACCACUGAAAAAGAACAAUGCAGUCUUUGGCUUCGUUCUGUUGCCACGCACUUUGGGCCAGGCCACGGUUUCUCGUGAUCACAAACCGGCAGUCAAGCUUCUGGUACAGGCAAUGCAGGCCCUGAGACGUUGGAGGCAGGAAUACGACCCCGGCUAUACUGAGAAGGACGACACCAUCCUCUUGUUUUUCGUGCCGCCGGACACUUUCUCGGGCUUCCAGUUUCAGCCAUACCGAGUGUCUGGAAAGGUUUCUCAGAAAGCCGUGGAAGGUGUUCUGCAGUGCAAGGUGGCCGUUCCAGUGCAAGGUAGUCCUUAUGUUACGCAGCUCAACCCCAGGAAGUUGGCGGGUGUUGUUCCUGUGGAUUUGGACCGGCCGGAAACUUGGGAGGAUGCCUUGGGCUGUGUCGGGCCAGCUCAAGAUGAGGACGAUGGUCCGGAAGUACAUCUUACGGAAGAGAAGAUUCAGUUGGGUAAGCGCAAGCUGGUGUACGAGGGUAAGUUCCUUGAUGCGUUACAAGAGCUCGACGAGAUUUGCAUGCUCGAGGAUACAAAGGGCUACCGAAGUCGACUCGUGGCCCUGUGCAAGAUCUACAAGCUUCCUGCUAAUUCUACCAACCUGCAGAUGCUUACUGAUCUCAAAGCCAAGCGUCAAGAUCUUGAAGACAUGGAUAUGGACUAGAAAGUUCGUGGCAUUAACGAGUUGUGGAGCCAUAAAAAUAAAAGAGAGCUCAUUUGCGAGCUAGGUGACGAUCAAA